Molecule: messenger RNA, 333 nt
Organism: Helobdella robusta
Lineage: Eukaryota; Metazoa; Annelida; Clitellata; Rhynchobdellida; Glossiphoniidae
Exons: 3
Coding region: 1-333 (110 amino acids)
Biological process (GO): translational initiation
Cellular component (GO): nucleus
Molecular function (GO): translation initiation factor activity; RNA binding
Source: RefSeq, a predicted model, not a curated record
AUGUCUCAAUUUACCAAACGAAAGCAUGUUUUCAAGGAAGUUCAUGAAGAGUAUGUUUUGCCAGAUGAGAGAAAUAGAAUUGCAAAAGUGCUGGCGGCCAAUUUAGGCAACAACUUGCACAGAGUACAGUUGGAUGGCGGGGAGGUAUUUCUGGCCAGCAUGCCUAAAAAAUUCAGAAAUAAUAUCUACAUCAAGAAAGACGACUUUGUGCUAAUUACCCCGAUAGCAGAAGGGGAUAAGGUCAAAGGGGAAAUAGCCACCAUUUUGUUAAAACCACAAAUACGAUAUAUAGCGGAGCAGAAUUUAUGGUUAGUCAGUUGGUGGAUUGAUUGA